GCUUUCCACAUGAAACCAUCGGAUAGGAGAAGUCGAAGGAGCUGACAGGAGUCACCAACAGAGUCAAAGAAUCCCAAAAGACCUAACUCAGUCAAACUCUGCAAAGAUGAAGACUCUCACCCUUGCAGUCGCAGUGGCCGUCGUGCUCGCCUUCAUUUGGAUGCAGGAGAGCGCUGCCACAUUCCACGGGGCACAACAGCCGGAGGAGGCGGUGAGCAAUGAGGAUCCAGCUGCUGAUCCUCAGGAGACACCGGUGGACUCGUGGAUGAUGCCGAGUAACAGACAGAAGCGCGGCAUGAAGUGCAAGUUUUGCUGCAACUGCUGCAACAUGAAUGGCUGCGGCAUGUGCUGCGAUUUCUGAGGAAUUCCUGCUCCAACAGCCAUGAAAUGUCCGUUUAGUUCAGGUUAUUGUCUCGAAGAAGUUUUACCACUUUGAAUAAUAAUAAAAGAAGAAAUUACUUACAAAAAAUAUUGACGGCGUUUCUGGAUUUUUUCUCUCGUGCUGUAGUAAAUGUGACUGUAUCAUCAAAAUAUUGUGCUAAAACUGUGCAUGAUCACAAUAACUUACAGUAAAGGUCACCUACAUUUUUUUUGAACUAACUCAAAUACAUGUUUUCAGCCUAAUCUCCCA
Messenger RNA from Scophthalmus maximus (turbot), 631 nucleotides. Its product is annotated as hepcidin-like. The transcript has 4 exons. The record is from RefSeq and is a predicted model, not a curated record. Gene Ontology annotation, biological process: intracellular iron ion homeostasis; defense response to bacterium. Lineage: Eukaryota; Metazoa; Chordata; Actinopteri; Pleuronectiformes; Scophthalmidae. Gene Ontology annotation, cellular component: extracellular region. Bases 107 to 361 code for a protein of 84 amino acids.